UCCCGCGCUUCCGCCUCCGGGGCGGAGACUCCUCCCCUCGUAGUCCCAGUUGUGUUCCCUAGAAGAGCAGCCGGGACCGGCAAGAAGCCGGGACCUCCCCCUCGUUCCAGGAAUUGCGGCGCAGUGGGCACUUCAGCCCUGGAGGCUGCGAGCCCCACACGGGUGCAGGCGGCUGCGCGGCUUCAGCACCACGGACAGCGCUCCGCCCGCAGCCCGGGUGUUGGCGAGGCUCCGCGUUAUGCUGGCGGCAUGGCCCGGCGCUCCAACUCUAUGGCGCUGCUGUUCAGCUUCGGCCUCUUUUGGCUGUGCUCAGGGGUUUUGGGUACUGACACAGAGGAGCGGCUAGUGGAGCAUCUCCUGGAUCCCUCCCGCUAUAACAAGCUGAUCCGUCCAGCUACUAACGGCUCUGAGCUGGUGACCGUACAGCUAAUGGUAUCAUUGGCUCAGCUCAUCAGUGUGCACGAGCGGGAGCAGAUCAUGACCACCAACGUCUGGCUGACCCAGGAGUGGGAAGAUUAUCGCCUCACAUGGAAGCCUGAGGAUUUCGACAAUAUGAAGAAAGUCCGGCUCCCUUCCAAGCACAUCUGGCUCCCAGAUGUGGUUCUAUACAACAAUGCUGACGGCAUGUACGAAGUCUCCUUCUAUUCCAAUGCUGUGGUCUCCUAUGAUGGCAGCAUCUUUUGGCUACCACCUGCCAUCUACAAGAGUGCAUGCAAGAUUGAGGUGAAGCACUUCCCAUUUGACCAGCAGAACUGCACCAUGAAGUUCCGCUCAUGGACCUAUGACCGCACUGAGAUUGACCUGGUGCUCAAAAGCGAUGUGGCCAGCCUGGACGACUUCACACCCAGUGGGGAGUGGGACAUCAUCGCACUGCCAGGCCGACGCAACGAGAACCCAGACGACUCCACCUACGUGGACAUCACCUAUGACUUCAUCAUUCGUCGCAAACCACUCUUCUACACCAUCAACCUCAUCAUCCCCUGUGUACUCAUCACCUCGCUGGCCAUCCUGGUCUUCUACCUGCCCUCAGACUGUGGUGAAAAGAUGACACUUUGCAUUUCUGUGCUGCUGGCGCUCACCGUGUUCCUGCUGCUCAUCUCCAAGAUUGUGCCUCCCACCUCCCUCGACGUACCGCUGGUGGGAAAGUACCUCAUGUUCACCAUGGUGCUAGUCACCUUCUCUAUCGUCACCAGCGUGUGUGUGCUCAAUGUGCACCACCGCUCGCCUACCACGCACACCAUGGCACCCUGGGUCAAGGUGGUCUUCCUGGAGAAGCUGCCCACCCUGCUCUUCCUGCAGCAGCCACGCCACCGCUGUGCCCGCCAGCGCCUGCGCUUGCGAAGGCGCCAGCGGGAGCGUGAGGGCGCAGGCGCGCUAUUCUUCCGUGAAGGCCCUGCGGCUGACCCAUGUACCUGCUUUGUCAACCCCGCAUCAGUGCAGGGCUUGGCUGGGGCUUUCCAAGCUGAGCCCACUGCAGCCGGCCCGGGGCGCUCGGUGGGCCCAUGCAGCUGUGGCCUCCGGGAAGCAGUGGACGGAGUACGCUUCAUUGCGGACCAUAUGCGAAGUGAGGAUGACGACCAGAGUGUGAGGGAGGACUGGAAAUAUGUUGCCAUGGUGAUCGACCGCCUGUUCCUCUGGAUCUUUGUCUUUGUCUGUGUCUUUGGGACCAUCGGCAUGUUCCUGCAGCCUCUGUUCCAGAACUACACUGCCACUACCUUCCUCCACCCCGACCACUCUGCUCCCAGCUCCAAGUGAGGUCUCAACUCAUUUGCAGCUUCUCACCCUGUGACCCCUGGGGUUCAGUAGUAUUGGGUGGAAGAUGGAUCUAUCCCCACUCCACUGAAGCCUGCUUCACACCUCCAUUCACACACAGCCCGGAGGCUGGACCAGCUGCCUCAUGUUCAAGCGUUCUCCUUCCCCUUCUGAACUUAUUCAGGCAGUAGUGUUAAUGGUGGGGGCCAAGGCUGGUAAGUAGAGGCCAGAGAUCUCAGAGCCACCUACCCCGAUGAGGGUGCUGGAGAAGGGGCCAAGAGAGGGACAGAGUUAUCUAUGGUCUCCAAGUCAUGGGAGAAGAAGAGGCAGGAUGAGGGGCUCAGAUUCUGCAGCCGGGCUGACAAAGAGGUGUCUUCUGAGAAAGAAGGUGCAGGGUCCAGCUAGUAAUUGGCACCCACCCACUUAAGUGGAUAACACUGGUCUGGACGACUUGCAGUUUUAGGGAGUCCUCUUGGGAGCUUCUACAGUCUCCUGGGAAGUUUCAAUGCAGCUCCACAGCCUGUGCCUCAGAGGGCUCCAGAACCCAGCUUCAGCCUCUGCCAGUGCAGAAUUCUCUGUACCUCUAGAUUUUCCUCUCUUUCCUUUCGCAUUUGGGAAAGGUAAGGUGUUGGGGGAACCUUUGAAGGUCCUGAGUUAGGUGAGAAAGUCUAGGCUCAGAAGACCAUGCACAGUGCUGGAUUUCAGUGGGAGCCAUGUUACAGAGCAGGCCUGAAUUCAGAAGGUGGGGCCCCUUCCUCCUUGCCCCAAGGCCACAGACUGCUUAAAGGACAUAAGUGACAGACAUCUGAACUGUGCCUCAGUGCAUUCUCCAGCUGUCAGAUGAACUCACGGGCCUCUGCUUGGUGACUGGAGAGACAGUCCUCCUAUUAGAAUAGGAAAUUAAAGGUUGCCUGUAUAAGGCCUCCCUCCAAACCCCAUAGACUUCCAGUCCCAGAGAAAGCACCCAGAAGUCAUAAGCAGCACCUGGUUAGUUAUUGCCCCUCUGGAGGGUAAGCACCAGUGUUGGUUUUCCAGGCUCUGUGAGACCCUACCGGCUACUGCUAGGAUCACCCUUGACUUUACUACCUCCUGUAACUGGCUGUUGUCCAAUUUAGUCACCAGCCUGGACUGGAAAGAUCAGCGAACAGUUUGUCCGACUCCUUUCCAUGUCCUGUUGAACAUAUCAGGCAAAUAGUGCCCAUCUUAGAACCUGCUUCCAGCAUUUACACUGUGGGAAUAGAGGUAGGCAGGGCUGUGAUGAGUGAAAGGGACCCUAGCGUGCGGAGAAUCAUGGGACAGUGCUGUUUUUGCCAUUUUUAGUGCAGCCUUUGGAGGAAGACUGCAAUGGAGGAGGGGUGGUAGGAGGCUAUCAUGUGUCAGGACAGUGUGAACCCUAAAGAACACUGGGAGGUUUUGGGGAAACUCAGUCCCUACCACUCUGGAGCCUUCUGUCUCUAUCCGUGUGUCCUCCUACAUGGAGCUGUCUCUAGAGAGAAUCAGGUACCUGGUGUGGUGAGCCUAGAUAGGAACCUGGGACAGGGUGGCAUGGGAAUGGCAUCAGUGACUACGCUCUAGUAACUUGGCAGGCACCUUUGUCUGGGAGGAUGGCCUACAGACUCCCUGCCUCUGUGGAGACCAGCAAGUCUGGAGCAGCUGGUGCCGAGAGUGCAGAAAGCUGAGAACACACAGGACACAGGACCCUCCCGAUGGUUCUUUUUGGGGAAGACUGAAGGGGAAGGAAAGGACUUUCUUGUAAGGAACAAGGACAAUGGUGGCCCGGCCACUGUACCUAUGCUCUGAGGCUCACAGUCCUGCAGGGAAGCUCUUGAGACCAGAGCAACAGCAGAGGGAGCAAGUCUUCCCAUGGUACCUGCUCCUUGCCUGUCACCAAGGCCUUUGGGCAGGCGGGAGAUUUCCUAGGGAGGAAAGCAAAGCCCUUUUAGAGCCUUCUCUGAAUUGUUCCCCAAGAAGAGUGACAGGUCUUCCUGAUGUUACCUUCUGCCUUCUGCUUCUGUUGAGCUCCACAUGCAUUGGCUACCUUCCCACUCACCAACUGGUCAGAACAAGUGUCACUAAUUAUCCCAUCGUGUCUGAGAAGUCUGUCAGUGUGCUGGUCACUUGCUUUCCAAGGGACUAGCAGUUUGGGAACUGGUAGGACACCUCACCCACCCACUUUCAGUGCCCUGUCCUAGGCACACCCUUGUCUCCAUUCCUGGAAUAUUUUCCAUGGUCCACCCCCACUGAACUUACUCCCCCAUAGCUGGACUUAUUUCUCUUAAAAUUGUUUCCAAAUAUGUCAUGUUACUUUGUUCUGUUUGGGGUAGGGGACUAACCCUUCCAGAUCAGAUUGGCAGAUAUAGAAGGGGAGAAUGCUGGAGAAUCUCCACUCAAGGGAGGGUAAAGCAAAAGUCAGCAAGGGUGAAGGGCAGUGUGUACUGCCCAGUCAGUGUUAUCUCCUUCUCCUAUUUGAUGCAAAAGAAAUGGCAAGGUGGCAAGACCAAGAAGGGACCUCUGGGGAAGACUCUCUAUAAGGAGCCACGAGGGGCGGGGUGGGCUUGGGUUUCCUCUCCAGUCUGGGUUCUAAAAUAUCCAGGCUUCAGUCAGCUGGGAGACGCCCACAGCAUAGGCUUGAUCUGUGCUCAGAUCCUGGGAUCAGAGUGAAUUUGUGGGUGAGCUCUUUGGGCCUUCACCCAGGCUUUAAGGAAACUAUCUACUAUCUUUAAAUUUGAGGGCCAGGGAUCAACUGAAUCUACUUGUACACAAUGCUACUUCAUCCCGAGCAACACUUCUAGCCCACAAAGCUAGCUACACCCUCAGAACCUGGAAUACGCCAUUCCUCAAAUUUGGACCCGGUGGCUGCCGGAGGAUAGAGGUACUGAGACUUCAGGUCAGCAGGAGCUGUCACCCUGAACUGCCUUUGAAACUGCUCAGUUCCCUGAGCAUUACAUUUAAACAGGGAGUGAAUGAUGCCACACUAAGUCCUGGACUUAAGUGCUGUGCCCCAAAACAUGUCACUGGGUCUUCUGACCUCAGUUGGCCCAUCUGUCUAAAGGAUUAGGAGGGAGUUUACACUCAGUGUUUUUGGGUAUGGUGUCACUGUUGAAAGCCCAAAGACAGGUAGGGCUUCCAGGAGUUCUGAAGUAAGUUACUAAGAGCUGGGUUUCCUUUCAAUGCCAUCCACAAAAAGGUGCACCUGAACGUGCCCUGGCCCCACCUUCAACUCUCUUCCAAAGGGCACAUACAAGCACAGUACAGGACGAGCUUUGUGGGGAGAGGAACACCAGCAAGACUGGCGGGAGCAGAGAUUUCUGCGUCUCCAGUGCUGUUUUCUCAUUUGGGGCUUUGAAAUCCAAUAAGCCUCCACCUCCACACUCCCCAAACUGGGAACAAAAAAAUGAGAGUGGGCUCAGGUGGGAAAGGAGUUUUGACGCAGGGGAAUUGCUGAGGACAAAGCUGGAGUGCCCGGCCACUGGCACACCACACCACCCACACUACAGUCAAGACUGCAGAAGCAGUGGGGCCCUUGGAACCGCUGUGGCUAGAGAUCCUGUCACAGGUCCCUCUGUUCCCAAUCUCACCUCCCCCAAGAACCAAGAUAUAAAACUUUCUAACAG
Messenger RNA from Mastomys coucha (southern multimammate mouse), 5366 nucleotides. It is a transcript of the gene Chrnb2, whose product is annotated as cholinergic receptor nicotinic beta 2 subunit. The coding region runs from base 250 to 1755 and encodes 501 amino acids. Gene Ontology annotation, biological process: monoatomic ion transmembrane transport; signal transduction; chemical synaptic transmission. The transcript has 6 exons. The record is from RefSeq and is a predicted model, not a curated record. Gene Ontology annotation, cellular component: synapse; neuron projection; postsynaptic membrane. Gene Ontology annotation, molecular function: acetylcholine-gated monoatomic cation-selective channel activity; transmembrane signaling receptor activity. Lineage: Eukaryota; Metazoa; Chordata; Mammalia; Rodentia; Muridae.